GGCCCCAGAACGUUGUUGUGGGUGCUGAACUACAUCUGCCGGAACGGUGGCACACCCCUCGGUCGCCACACCAAGUGGAAGGCCGAGGCCUACCUGGACGACGAGGACCCGGGGGUAGACGUGCACCUACUGUGCUGCAGGCUGUUGGAGUUCGGAGUCGUGUAUGAUCAGACUCAUGCGACCAAUCUAGCUUCUAUGGAACUGGUCGGCCGCACGCUGCAGACCCAGGAGGAGCUGUACCGCGACAGGUUCGCGCCCACGUCCGAGCACGGGAACGACGCUGCGCUGCUGUCCGGCGUCCAGGACGCGGGCAGCGGCAUCUGCAUGGCCCCGGCGCUGCGCGACUGGCUGGCCGCCGAGAAGUCGCGCGAGGCGGCGAUCGCCAAGGAGCGGCGCAAGGCUCGCGAGGAGCGUGCCUUGGCCGCCGGGACCGGCGCGGCCGUGGCCGCGGCGGCCGAGGCCGUGGGCGACGGGGCCGUGGGGGCGGCAAUACCCCAG
Prorocentrum cordatum is the source of this 498-nucleotide messenger RNA. Lineage: Eukaryota; Dinophyceae; Prorocentrales; Prorocentraceae. The record is from the annotation of a GenBank genome assembly.